ACAUGCAAGUUUUUAACAUGGAAACAUAUAUUUUUUAAGUCAAAAGAAAAUGGCUGAAAAAGACAAGGGUUUUCAAAUGUUAUUUUCUUAUGAUAAUUUUAUUCACGCUUUUGCUGGAGCAACUGGCAGUGUUGUUGCAAUGACUGCUUUUUAUCCAUUUGAUACAGUUCGAACUCGUUUGCAAGCUGACGACAGCCUAAAAUCAAUGGGGCCGCUCCAGGCUAUGAAACAACUAACAAAGGAAGAAGGAGUUGAUACAUUAUAUCGUGGUUUGUCGCCUGUUCUAAGCAGUUUAUACUGUUCCAAUUUUGUUUAUUUCUAUGUUUUUAAUGGUAUGAAGACAUUAGCAAUUAUAAAAGGAUUAAAGGCAUCUUCUGGAAAAGAUUUGUUAUUUGGAUAUAUAUCAGGAUGCAUCAAUGCACUGGUAACCACCCCUCUAUGGGUGGCAAAUACUCGAUUGAAACUGCAAGGGGUUAAAUCUAGUGAUAAUUCUCAACAAAAUGUAAAAAGGACUGAACUAAAAGGAUUAAUUCAUGGAGUUUGCACAAUAGCAGAAGAAGAAGGUGUUGCUGCAUUGUGGAAUGGUGUUCAGACUUCAUUUAUACUUUCUGGAAACCCAGCCAUUCAUUUCAUGGUUUACGAAGCUUUAAAGCGUGUUUUAUUACGUUCCAAAAUCAGAAGUGGAAAAAAUUUGCAACUAUCUUCACUUGAAUCAUUUCUGCUGGGAGGUUUUGCAAAGGCUGUCGCUACAGUUUUAACAUAUCCAUUGCAAUUAGUACAGUGCAGACAAAGGGCUUACAGAAGCAAUGGAAGCAAUCUCUCUGUAAGUCAAAUCAUUGCACAUGUCUUAAGGAACUCAGGUUUGUGGGGUUUAUUUAAAGGCAUGGAAACCAAGUUGGUACAAACAGUGUUAACUGCUGCUUUGAUGUUUUUGACCUACGAAAAAAUAGUUUCACUUAUCUAUAUGCUGUUGAGCUCUAAAAAAAGUAAAUACCGUUUGAACAAAUAGUACUUUUAAUAAAAUAAUUUCAAGUAUAGAAAAAACUUUAUUCAAUCGGAAUACCAAAAAUAUACGGAGAACAAUAUUUUAAAAUUUUCUAAAAUAUUUUUGAUGAUCGUCUAUUGUUUUUACUAAUAAUUAACAUUUUGUUAAAAGUUUUUUAAUUUUUUAAAUAUAUUUCAAU
Messenger RNA from Hydra vulgaris (swiftwater hydra), 1184 nucleotides. Its product is annotated as peroxisomal membrane protein PMP34. NCBI's taxonomy places the organism in Eukaryota, Metazoa, Cnidaria, Hydrozoa, Anthoathecata, Hydridae. Gene Ontology annotation, molecular function: NAD transmembrane transporter activity; AMP transmembrane transporter activity; coenzyme A transmembrane transporter activity. Gene Ontology annotation, cellular component: peroxisomal membrane. Gene Ontology annotation, biological process: transport. The record is from RefSeq and is a predicted model, not a curated record.